CACAGCCCAGAGAAACCUCCUCAGAGCCUUCAUCCAGCUACCGGCCAGCAUGUCUGGGGGCAAAUACGUAGACUCGGAGGGACAUCUCUACACCGUUCCCAUCCGGGAACAGGGCAACAUCUACAAGCCCAACAACAAGGCCAUGGCAGACGAGGUGAACGAGAAGCAAGUGUACGACGCGCACACCAAGGAGAUCGACCUGGUCAACCGCGACCCCAAGCAUCUCAACGACGAAGUGGUCAAGAUUGACUUUGAAGAUGUGAUUGCAGAACCAGAAGGGACACACAGUUUCGAUGGCAUCUGGAAGGCCAGCUUCACCACCUUCACCGUGACAAAAUACUGGUUUUACCGCUUGCUGUCUGGCCUCUUUGGCAUUCCGAUGGCACUCAUCUGGGGCAUUUACUUCGCCAUUCUCUCUUUUCUCCACAUCUGGGCAGUUGUACCGUGCAUUAAGAGUUUCCUGAUUGAGAUUCAGUGCAUCAGCCGUGUCUAUUCCAUCUACGUCCACACCUUCUGUGACCCAUUCUUUGAAGCUGUUGGCAAAAUAUUCAGCAAUAUGCGCAUCAGCAUGCAAAAAGAAAUAUAAAUGACAUUUCAAGGAUAAAAGUACACCUGAUUCUGUUACCUUUUAAUUGCCUUGGUGCCAACUUCAAGUUUCAAGUUGCUAGAAGAGCAACAAUUUAUGAAUGAAUGAUCUUGGUUCAGAACAAAGAAAUCACUUUCUCAGUUUUCAUAACUAUUAUUUGUCUCUUCUGAGCUAUUUCAUUUCUCUUUUUUUGGCAGUCUGAAAUUUUUAAACCCAUUUAAACUUUUUUUUCUUAUUUGUUUAUUUGCAUGUGGAUCAAUCAUCGUUUUAUUGGCUAAGAUAUGAACAUACUGUUGAAAGAUAAUUUGAAAGAAAUAUGAAGAACAGAGAGGAAAUAAAAGAACCAACCACCUCAACUGCCUACUCUAGAAUGUUGGUUAUUUUAUAGUAAGGAAAGAAUUCCAGGCCCUGGCCGAUGUGUGUACAGGUAUGUGGGCAGAUUUUAAGCAAACUCUAUUCCCACUUUCUGAGAAGUUAGUGAAUUACUGCCAUUCACUUUAAUGGUCCAAUGGGACUAGUGAUCUUUAACAGGUUAGAAAACAAACUCUUCCUCAUUGAUACGAUCCAACUAAUGCCUUACUCUUCUUGAAAUUUUAACCUAUGAUACCAUCUGUGCCUGAAUAUUCAUUAUAUAGAUAACAAGAUUUAACUGCCUUCCUAUUUUUCACAUUUUCUUUUUCAAAUAAGGUUUAACUCAUCAACUUUCAUUAGGUCAGCAGCCUCCCUGAAGACCAAAAUUAGAAAAUCCAUGACCUAGUUCUCCAGUCUUGUUUGUGACUCUGAGUUACAGGGUCUAGUGAAGCUCAGGUCUGCGCUUGAUCAUGUAGCAUGUGUAUUCAUAUCGGGUAUGGUUGACAUUAGCCCGCUGAAACAAAUUAAAGUGGACAAACGGGGCUGAGCCCUCUCUGGGCUGGCAGGCAUGAAGCCAGCUUUCCCUGCCUCUCAUCAGCUGAAUGAGGUCAGCGUGUCUAUUCAGCUUCGUUUAUUUUCAAGAAUAAUUGUGCUUUCCUGAUUCCAAACUAAUCCAUCACCCGGGUGGUUGAGUGGCUCAACAUUGUAUUCCCUUCUCAGCUGAUCAGUGGGCCUCCGGGGAGGGACUGUCAAAAUGGAGGCCAUUGUGUGAGACUGUCAGCGCCAUUGCAAAUAUGACCCCUUCUAAGCAAGGCACUUACAACUGUCUGUUAUGCUGUGACACACGGCCCCUCCCCCUGCCAGGAGCUUUGGACCUUUUCAAGCAUCACUUUGCUCAGAGAUAAGAUGGGGGAGGAGGCAAUAGUAAAAUUUUGCGGUAAUUUUGCUGGAAAAAGUUCAAAUUCUUCUGAACUUAAACUGAGGAAUUUCACCUGUAAACCUGAGUCAUACAGAAAGCUGCCUGGUACAUCCGAAAGCUUUUUAUUCCUCCUGAUGAUUUUGUGAUUCUGCCCUUGGGGACUUUUUUUAAUCUUCAGCUAUGCUUUCAUUUUUAUUUUCAUACACUUAUUGGAACUCUGCUUAAAUUUUUUUUUUUUUUUUGCCUCUUCCAGUUUUCCUAACACUUUAAUUACCAACCUGUUACCUACUUUGAUUUUUUGCAUUUAAAACAGACACUGGCAUGGACAUAGUUUUACUUUUAAACUGUGUACAUAACUGAAAAUGUACUAUACUGCAUACUUUUUAAGUGUAAAGAUAUUCUUAUCUUUCUAUGAGGAAAAUCACUUGGGAAAUGGCUUUGUGAUUCAGUCUGUAAACUGUGUAUCCCAAGACAUGUCUGUUCUACAUAGAUGCUUAGUCCCUCAUGCAAAUCAAUUGCUGGUCCAAAAGACUGCUGAAAUUUUAUAUGCUUACUGAUAUAUUUUACACUUUUUUUAUCCUGCAUGCUCUGUAAAGGUUACAAGUCUGCACAAUAAAAAUGUUUAACAGUUAAA
This is a messenger RNA of Cynocephalus volans (Philippine flying lemur), 2490 nucleotides long. It is a transcript of the gene CAV1, whose product is annotated as caveolin 1. Gene Ontology annotation, molecular function: transmembrane transporter binding; protein kinase binding; molecular adaptor activity. The coding region runs from base 50 to 586 and encodes 178 amino acids. Gene Ontology annotation, cellular component: focal adhesion; cytoplasmic vesicle; perinuclear region of cytoplasm. Lineage: Eukaryota; Metazoa; Chordata; Mammalia; Dermoptera; Cynocephalidae. Gene Ontology annotation, biological process: negative regulation of protein tyrosine kinase activity; negative regulation of endothelial cell proliferation; caveola assembly. The record is from RefSeq and is a predicted model, not a curated record. The transcript has 3 exons.